Molecule: messenger RNA, 1752 nt
Organism: Alosa alosa (allis shad)
Lineage: Eukaryota; Metazoa; Chordata; Actinopteri; Clupeiformes; Clupeidae
Product: zinc-binding protein A33-like
Exons: 6
Coding region: 163-1554 (463 amino acids)
Molecular function (GO): zinc ion binding; protein binding
Source: RefSeq, a predicted model, not a curated record
UAUAAAUUAGUGUGGUUUUGUCGCAGGUAUUAGGAAGACUGGAAGCCUCUGUUGGAGAGUUGUAUUGACAUAUCCGUCACACGUUUUUAGAACAGUGAAAGUGAAAGUAGAUAUUGCAAAACAGGCAACAGUGUAGUAGAACAACCAAAACUAUUAGAGAAAAUGGCCUCCAUGUCGAUCUCAGAAGAGGAUUUAUCUUGUCCUGUGUGCUGUGACAUCUUCAAGGAUCCAGUUCUGCUGAGCUGUAGUCACAGUGUCUGUAAAGGCUGCCUGCAGCAGUUCUGGAGAACGAAAGGGACCAGGGAGUGUCCAGUCUGCAGAACAAGACCGAUGAACGCUGAGCCCCCCCUGAACCUCCUUCUGAAGAACCUGUGUGAGAACUUCCCAAAGGGGAGAAGUCAGAAAGAACCAUUCUGCAGUCUGCACCGUUCAGAACUCAAGCUCUUCUGUGAAGAUGACAAACAGCUUGUGUGUUUGGUGUGUCGAGACUCUAAAUUGCACAAAAACCUCAACUUCAGUCCCAUCAGUGAAGCAGCACUGGAGCGUAAGGAAGAACUGAAAGUCAAACUGAAGCCUUUGCAGAACAAGUUGAAAAAGAUGAAAGAAGCUAAAAGUGAUUCUGAUGACACUGCCCAAAACAUUAGAGUCCAGGCCCAACACACAGAGAAGCAGAUCAAGAACAAGUUUGAGAAGCUUCAUCAGAUUCUACGAGAUGAAGAGGCAGCCAGGAUAACUGCACUGAGGGAGGAAGAGGAGCAGAAGAGUCAGAUGAUGAAGGAGAAGAUUGAGAAGAUGAGCAGAGACAUCUCAUCUCUUUCAGACACCAUCAGUGCCAUAGAGGAGGGGAUGAGAAGCGAUGAUGUCUCAUUCCUGCAGAUUUUACAGAACUACGAGAGCACAGUGAGAAGAGCCCAGCGCACACUGAAGGAUCCAGAGAGGAUUUCAGAAACACUCAAUUUGGCAAAGCACCUUGGAGACAUGGGCAUUUGGGAGAGGAUGAGAAAGAUUUUCCAAUACACUUCUGUGACUCUGGAUCCCAACACUGCACACCCACGUCUCAUUGUUUCUGAGGAUCGCACCAGUGUGGCAUUCAGUAAGGAGAGACAGCAGCUUCCUGAUAACCCAGAGAGGUUUGAUCAGUGGGCCAAUGUCUUGGGCUCUGAGGGCUUUAACUCAGGGACCCACUACUGGGAUGUGGAGGUGGGGAAUAGCAGUUAUUGGGACGUGGGCUUUGCAACAGAGUCGGCUAAGAGGAAGGGGGUGAUCACCAACAGGAGUGGAGUUGGCUAUGUCCUCUAUAAAAAUGGGCAAUAUACCAUAGUCUCAAGCCUACAGCCAACGUACUUGCUUUCAGUGAAGAAGAAACCCCAGAGGAUCAGAGUUAAGCUGGACUGGGACAGAGGGAAGGUGUCCUUGUAUGACCUUGAUUAUAACACACAUCUACACACGUUCACACACACUUUCACUGAGAGAGUGUUUCCAUACUUUGGUACUCAGUGUACACGUGUCCCACUAAGAAUUUUACCACUGAAGGACUCUGGGAAGUUCCCCUAAACCAUCUCAUAGUGGAGAGGUGUGUUUGGAGUUGAACAGGUGGUAUGGUAACAGGUGGUAUGGUAACAGGUGGUAUGGUAACAGGUGAUUUUCAUUCCCUGAUGGAUGCUGUUUAUUUCUCACCUCCUAUCCUUUAAAGGGAAACUUGGCAGGAUUUCCCCCUCUGCUGGAGAAAUUGUGCAUUAUGCUAUUUUAAAC